ACUGUAGUCAUUACUUGUAGUCAUUACAUAGUCAUAGAAACAAAGCUUAUACAAAAUACUUUAUCUUCCCAGGUUUUUCAGUUUUUGAAUGCAAAAUGCGAGUCUGCGUUCCUUUCCAAGAGAAACCCCCGUCAAAUCAACUGGACUGUUCUGUACAGGCGGAAACACAAAAAAGGACAAUCGGAAGAAAUACAAAAGAAGCGCACACGUCGUGCUGUUAAGUUUCAGAGAGCUAUCACUGGUGCGUCCUUAGCUGAGAUUAUGGCUAAACGAAAUCAGAAGCCUGAAGUACGAAAGGCUCAGAGAGAACAAGCUAUUAGGGCUGCAAAAGAAGCCAAGAAGGCUAAGCAGGCAACCAAGAAAACGGCUGUUUCUGCUGCAAAGGCUCCUACAAAAGCAGCACCAAAGCAGAAGAUUGUGAAACCAGUCAAGGUUUCUGCUCCCCGUGUUGGUGGAAAGCGUUAAUUUACCAAACUGUUAGUCCUCCUGAAUAAACAUCUGACUAACAUUGAUAA
Messenger RNA from Athene cunicularia (burrowing owl), 515 nucleotides. RefSeq names its product ribosomal protein L24 (gene RPL24). NCBI's taxonomy places the organism in Eukaryota, Metazoa, Chordata, Aves, Strigiformes, Strigidae. Gene Ontology annotation, cellular component: cytosolic large ribosomal subunit. The transcript has 4 exons. Gene Ontology annotation, molecular function: mRNA binding; structural constituent of ribosome. The record is from RefSeq and is a predicted model, not a curated record. Gene Ontology annotation, biological process: cytoplasmic translation. The annotation marks the transcript as partial.